GCCCGCCAUGUCGGCCCGGGCGGUGCUGGACGAGUUCACGGCGCCCGCCGAGAAGGCGGCGCUGCUGGAGCGGAGCCGCGGCCGCAUCGAGAGCCUGUUCGGCGUGAGCCUGGCCGUGCUCGGCGCGCUCGGGGCCGAGGAGCCGCUGCCCGCGCGCAUCUGGCUGCAGCUCCGCGGGGCGCAGGAGGCGGUGCACAGCGCCAAGGAAUACAUUAAAGGAAUCUGUGAACCUGAACUAGAAGAAAGAGAAUGUUACCCCAAGGCCAUGCACUGUAUUUUUGUUGGAGCAGAGAGCCUGUUUCUGAAGAGCUUGAUUCAGGAUACUUGUGCUGACCUCUGCAUUCUGGACAUUGGGCUGCUUGGCAUCAGAGGCAGUGCUGAGGCUGUGGUCAUGGCUCGAAGUCACAUUCAACAGUUUGUAAAGCUCUUUGAGAAUAAUGAGAACUUACCCAGCAGUCAGAAAGAAUCAGAGGUGAAAAGGGAAUUCAGACAAUUUGUUGAAGCCCGGGCAGACAAUUAUACAAUGGAUUUGUUGAUUUUGCCCACUUCCUUGAAAAAAGAACUUUUGACACUCACCCAAGGUGAGGAGAGUCUCUUUGAAACCGGAGAUGAUAAUGUUAUUGAAAUUAGAGAUUCUCAACAAGCAGAGUUGACACAGAAUGCUGCCACAGGGCUGAAUGUUUCCAGGGAUGGAAUUGUUUUGCAGGAAGAUGCACGAAGUAAAGCUGGGACUCCUGUGUCUGAGCUUACAAAACAAAUGGACACAGUCUUCUCUAGCUCACCAGGUGUGCUUUGUGUCCCAGUAAACGGCCUCACCCCCAGUGAAGAAGUGCUUUCCAAGGACAGGGUUUGUCACAAAAGGAGAUUUUCUGAUUCUGAAGAAAGACAUACCAAGAAGCAGUUUUCUCUGGAAAACGUUCCAGAGGGGGAGCUUUUACCUGAGGGUAAGACAUCAGCUGGAAAUGUCAUCACUGACCUGUCUGAGUCUUCUACCGUUUCCGAAAACUUAAGUCUAGAUGUAAAAGACACCACUGAGGAAAUGGAGUACAACAUCCUCGUAAACUUCUUUAAAACCAUGGGCUAUUCCCAAGAAAUUGUUGAAAAGGUUAUUAGAGAAUAUGGGCCAUCUACUGAACCAUUAUUGCUCUUAGAAGAAAUUGAAAAAGAAAAUAAAAGGUUCCAAGAAGACAGAGAAUUUUCACCUGGUACUGUGUAUUCAGAGACCAACAAAAGCAAAGGUAAAAGUUUUUGUAGCAGUGAAAAUGAGCUUACAACAGAUUCAACUCCAAAGAAGACAGAGACUCACACACAGCCAACUAAUACUGUGGGAACAGUGCCAGUAGAACCGAAGCGUGACAUGUGGGCUCCAAACCGGAGCUAUGUUUGUAACGUGGACCUUGAAGCUGAUGGCCUUUUGCCUUCUGUUGCCCCAUCAAGUCCCAAAGAAGUCAGUUUUGUUUCAAGGGGAGCGUUGAGUCACCAGCCCAGAAGUCCAGCUUUUCCUGAAAAUGGUUUGCAGCAUCAGACAGAACCCCUGCGUCCAAAUACUAUGAAACCUCCCUGUGAAAAACACUCAGGAUGUUGUAGCUCUCCUCAGUCCAAGCCAAAUUGUCCACCUCUCAUUCCACCAAUGCCGCUGCCCCAGCACCUGCCUUCAUUUAUGGACGCAAAGUUGGCAGGACCUUCUGAUUAUAUUGAUUGCUCAGUUACAGGGGUUCAGAGGUUUCGAGAUACUCUAAAAGUACCGUACAAACUGGAAUUAAAAAAUGAACCAGGAAGAACGGAUUUGAAGCACAUUGUGAUAGAUGGGAGCAAUGUUGCAAUUACCCACGGUCUGAAGAAGUUCUUUUCUUGCCGUGGAAUUGCAAUUGCAGUUGAGUAUUUUUGGAAGCUUGGCAACAGAAACAUCACUGUAUUUGUCCCUCAGUGGAGAACAAGACGGGAUCCUAAUGUCACAGAACAACACUUCUUAACCCAGCUCCAGGAGCUCGGAAUAUUAUCUUUAACUCCUGCCCGGAUGGUGUUUGGAGAAAGAAUUGCCUCUCAUGAUGACAGGUUUCUACUCCACUUAGCAGACAAAACUGGUGGCAUAAUUGUAACAAAUGAUAACUUCAGAGAAUUUGUGACUGAGUCCGUUUCUUGGCGAGAAAUUAUUACAAAAAGACUGCUCCAGUAUACAUUUGUGGGGGACAUAUUUAUGGUUCCUGAUGAUCCUCUGGGAAGAAGUGGACCUCGAUUAGAAGAAUUUCUCCGGAAGGAAGUCAUUCUUAGAGGCAUGCAGCCCCUACUCAGUGCCCUGCCAAGUGUGGGCGUGUUUGACCCCAGCUUCAGAGUCCCUGGCACCCAGCCAACCAGCUCCAGCCACCAGCCUCCCGCCCGGAUUCAGGGUGCCCCGCCAAGCCACUGGCUUCCUCAGCAGCCCCACUUCCCACUCCUGCCGAACCUUCCCAGUAUCCAGCAGAAUCUGUCCUUGCCAGCACAGAGGUCUUCUGCGGAGACCAACGAGCUGAGGGAAGCCCUCCUGAAGAUCUUCCCCGACUCAGAGCAGAGACUGAAAAUUGAUCAGAUUCUGGUGGCCCAUCCGUACAUGAAAGAUCUGAACGCACUCUCUGCCAUGGUGUUGGACUAAAGCCCACGCCGAGAGGCUGGAGCUCAGGGCCGCCAAUCUGACUCACGCUGGGCCUGGGCCUGGGCCUGCUGGGAACUAACAUAAUGUGAAGAGACUCACUUCCCAGUGUAAAGGCUGUAGUAUUGUAUAGAAAAAAAUGUUUUGUGUACAAAAAUAUCAGCGUUUUCGAGACCAGCUUUUUUCUAUAUAUAAAUUAUGCUGCUAUUACAGAUUUAACAUUUUCUGUAAAAGGAAAGUCUACAUUUUCUGCCUGUUCAGAACUGUUUAAUAGCAGUUAUUCUUGGGUGUAUUUACAUUUUUAUGUUUUUUAAACUAUUUUCCUUAAAGCUGAAAAUAUUGACAAAUGCAUAUGGUUAGUCUUUAUAAAUAAAAAAGAGCUGCUUUCUUAAGGAAAGCAAGAUCUCUUAAAGUAUAUUUUCUUGAGAUGAAUAUAUCAUGUCACUAACAUGAGGUGUGCUCACCCCUUCCAGCCUCCUCUGCCCUCACCCCGAGUUAGAGUCAGGACUUGGUUCUGUGGGUCUCCUGUUGGGGCCAUUGCAGGAGUGACCAGUGGUGCCACCAGGUGGCGCCUUGUGCCCUGUGAAUAACCAGGGCGGAGUCAGAACACCUGUGCUGGGGAAAGGCCUGGGGCUCCUCUGGACUCCCCUCCUUCCCCUUCCACCCUACAGAGGAGGAACAGAGGCCAGAGUGCUCACUGCAUGGACACGCCCACGACCACAGCUUUGGGGUGGCCAGACAGGGACCAGACCCCAACCAGUGCCUCCACCGGGCUGGGGUCUCCACAGUGACUUGAAUCUAGAAGUCCCAUCAGAGCCUCAGAAGACCAGGGCACGGUCUUAAUGAAGAGCCCAUUACUGUGGUCAUCUCGGGUCCACAUCCUGGGGAGACACCCCUAUAGAUUUGUACAGCUUUGCCAAAAAGUGAUUUUCUUUUCUCAAGAAUGACCCAAGCCAAUAAAUAGCAUUAGUAGCUUCCGUGCAGUCCCAGAGCCGUGGGUUUAUUCUCCUGUGCUUGUGUCCUGAGCAGCCUCCUGUGUGUCCUCCUCAGGAUUCGUGUCUCAGUGUUGUCUGUUUUCAGUGUUGCCUGAGUUCUGUGUUGUGAAGCUCUCCUGGGUAGUUAAUUCUCUGCAGCUUUACUACCAUCUGGACCUUAAGGGCUCUGCCUUUUAUGCCUGUGCUCUCCCCGGCGGCUCACAGUCGGUCUCUCGUCUGCCCCAGGGACAGCGUCUGAGCUCCUGGCACUGGUGCUGGUUUGUAGUGGUGCGGGGACUGGGAGGCAUCCCGAGUGCUCCCGCCAGGCACAUUUCCUCUUGGUGGUGUUUAGUUCCUGCAUCCCUCAGGAUAAAUUUAGGGCCCUCUGGGUGGCCAGACUUGUACCUCAGAUGUGUUUCUCUCAGAUGCCUCGAUGCACCUAAUGUGGAACUGGUCAUCCCCUGUCACUUGGGAGCCGUGUGCCCAGGCACCCUGCCAUGGAAGGAGAGGGAGAGUUCAGGCGAGCCAAGAAGGUGGCCUUGACUGCCCUGCACCUCCUCUGCUUAGCACAGCAGAGGAGUGAGGACCAGCUCCCUCGCAGUGGCCCCGACCUUCUGGCUCCAAGUUCAGUCCAGCAGCUUCGCCAGGCCAGUGUUUCUCUCAUUUCAGUGAAGAGACCCUGGAGACUCGCCCUGACUGUCCAGGUCGGGUCGUGGGUCUGCCUGCAAGGGAGCUGGCCUACAGGAACACCAGUGGGCUGAGGGGUCUCGGGUUUUCUGUAGGAGCGAUGUGAGCCUUGCCCUGUGAGUUCUGCAAAGCUUUGUCUGUAGUGUUGUCUGAGAUGCACCUGCCCUUGCCCUGCCCAGGCUGUGGGAGGGGGAGGAGUACAGAAGAGCAUUAAUUUCACAAAUUACAGCAAAACAACUCAUAAUUUUUUUCUGAAACUCAUCAAAUUUAGUUAAAUUCACUACUUAAAAACUUAAUUAUCAAAUCGUUUAAAAAGGCCCCCACUACCUGUUAUUCUGGGCACUGGGUGGCGUUUUGCUGCUUAGGACCCACAGCCGGUCCACUCUGCACAGGGCGCUGCAGCCGUAGGUUUGGCGAUGGUGAUGCUUCCCUGUCUUGUAACUCCUUCCAGCUUGCCUGGGGUAGCUUUGCAUCCCAAGUUUUGUGACCUUCGCGUGGUGUAGCUGGCAGGGCCUGUCACCCACAUUGAACAAAUGAGGUGUCUGCUGCUGAGAGAGGCUGUCCAGGGUGGAAAGUAGCUAUGGAGCCAGGUGAUCUCCUGCCACCUCCUUAGACCCCAGGCUGCUGCCUGGGCCUUUCUGUCAAGCAGUUGCAGUUUGAGGCCACCAGGCGAAGGGGUUGGAAGGCACCUCAGCCAGCUGGGGUGAGGGCAGCAUUGGGCAGGCUCAGCUGUGUGACUGGGACUCAGCUGGGUGUGGCCUUUGAGAGCAGUGAGCAGAGAGGAGGUCCAGGCUUCUGCAGCUUGCUGUGGUACUUGUGGAAAGACAGCAGCUGCUCCAGACGGUGCCCUGAGCCUGCUCCCACCCCUCCCUCGACCCCAGGCUGCCACGCCCAGCCCUCCACAGAGCUUCCUUGCUCCUCCUUCCCUCGGCCCACAUGCCUGAGUCACUCUGGCUCCCUCCAUCCUUGACCUGCCUCUCCAGCACCCCCUGCAUACUUCAGCUCCUCUGGAUCAGAGUAACCAAAUGUCCCCUAAGAAUCUUGUCCAUCCCUUGCUAAUGCUUCCCACUCUUCACUCUGUGAACCUGCCACUCACCCUCUUCGUGGAAGUAGUCUAGGAAAGGCCCUGGGGACCCCCAGCUGUGGGAUUCCAAGAACCGUCCUCCGCCCUGAGGACAGCAAGGUCAGUUGCUAUAGCACGUGACCCAUUGGCCUGUUGCCCUUUUUUCUGAGCGUUGCCCUUCUAGGGGCUUUUCUUUCUUUUUGUCCCUUUUGCUUAUAGGCCAGUCCUUAACACCCUUCUCUUUUUCAGCAGGUAGUUCCCAAACGGCUAACCUGUGGGGUGAGGGUCAGGGUUAGGGUUAUAUGGGGCCAGGUAGAGGGGCAGCCCUGGAUUCAAAUGCAGAUUACACGUCUACCCCAGCUCUGGAGCAAGCUCAGCAUGCUUCUGGGUGAUGCCUGUGCAGGGACCAUUGACCACACUUUGAAACUUCACUCAUUCUUAGGGAUCUUACUGUCCCCUAACCCGUGGCAGUGACUUCUGACCCCGCCCUUCAGGAGUGCCCUUGCUUGCUCUACCUGGAAGCCUUGUGGGAUCCUCAGAUGCCCAUAUGUUCUGUCUGCAGACUGUGUGUGUGGCCCCUUCCACUUCCCACCACCCUCCGUGGGUUUCCCUGCUCUGCCUCUUGGCUGUUCUCAGAGCCUCCCCCUGGGCAGCAGGCUCCAACCAGACAGCCCCCUCCCCAGUCCCCUCCGCAUCCCAGACAGCACAGCACUGCCAGGUUCCUCUUCCAGAAACAUUUCUGGCCACCCUCCUCCUGUCCAGCAAUACACGGUGGUGGUUGGCCAGGCACCAGGUUCAGACCCCUGGGCUUAGUACCCAUGGCUGUCUGCUUCCCAGCCGUACUGGAAUGUCCACUGUAUGUGUCCCUACAAAAGUGCCCCUGCAGCCACACGGGUUUUCUCUGCCACCCGUGGGCUCCGCCUACAUGUGUACUUUCUGUUAGGAAAGCCCUCUCCCCAGUGGCCUCCCUCUGCAAAGGCCCAGCCGAGGCCUCCUGUGCUCAGUGCCUCCAACUACUCAGUGCACUCAUGUGUUCCGUGAUCCCAUAGCACUUCAUUCUGGCUUCUGGUGCCUGCCGGCCGCUCUGGCAGGUGUCCCUGCAGCUGGUCAUGUACUGUGUCUCCCCUCCGUCUAGACUGUGAGCUCCUUGCGGGCAGGGACCGUCUGUGUUCACUCUGUGUUUCCCGUGGCACCUGCCCAGUGCCUUGCACUUGAUAGGUGCUCAAUAAAUGUCUGCUCCACUGAA
Otolemur garnettii (small-eared galago) is the source of this 6596-nucleotide messenger RNA. RefSeq names its product NEDD4 binding protein 1 (gene N4BP1). Lineage: Eukaryota; Metazoa; Chordata; Mammalia; Primates; Galagidae. Bases 8 to 2629 code for a protein of 873 amino acids. Gene Ontology annotation, biological process: negative regulation of protein ubiquitination; negative regulation of proteasomal ubiquitin-dependent protein catabolic process. The transcript has 7 exons. The record is from RefSeq and is a predicted model, not a curated record. Gene Ontology annotation, cellular component: PML body; nucleus.